Plutella xylostella (diamondback moth) is the source of this 2247-nucleotide messenger RNA. Its product is annotated as very long chain fatty acid elongase 7. Gene Ontology annotation, biological process: sphingolipid biosynthetic process; fatty acid elongation, polyunsaturated fatty acid; very long-chain fatty acid biosynthetic process. The record is from RefSeq and is a predicted model, not a curated record. Gene Ontology annotation, molecular function: fatty acid elongase activity. Lineage: Eukaryota; Metazoa; Arthropoda; Insecta; Lepidoptera; Plutellidae. Gene Ontology annotation, cellular component: endoplasmic reticulum membrane.
UAGUCUAUGGCAUCUCGUGCACUGAGGAAUGGGGCAAACCUGUUAAUAUCAUUAUAGUCGUAAUCACAACUCGUAUAUAUGAAAAUUGUAUUUGAAUCUUCGUUUCAGUUGGUAGUGAGCCUUUUCCUAAGUGGCUUUUAGACCUCAUUAAUUAUUACAAAGGAUUUGAAGACGUUUUUCUCAAACAGUUUUUUAUGGUGUGUUCAGUGUUUGCAAGAUGUUAAGGGGAUUGUGUUCCAACAGGAGGACUCUACUUGUUUGUGUUAUGUAAAUUUGGUAGAGACCGUGCCCUUUAUUUAAAGGAUAUACAACCGAUUGGUAUAAGGUGACAGCUUGCUGCCGGCAACUUGUUACCGUUCAUCAUCGAAGUGCCAGUGCCUCUUUCCUCGUAGCGAUUCGGACUAAACAACCGCACCAAAAGCAGUCGUGAAAAAGGCUGGAAUCAGCCGUAACUUUAUUCAGUGAAGUGUGUGUUUUUUGUGUGAUACUAAAAGACUGUCAAGAUGUCCGGAUUCGUGAAGAUCGCGAUCGACGACUACUACUCAGAUAGUAAUUGGACCACCAUUAUCAACAAAUACUGGAUGCUAGCUGAAAGAGUAUCAGACCCUCGAGUGCAAGGAUGGUUCCUGUUCGACACCCCCCUGCCCACGCUGGCCAUGGUGGUGGUAUACCUCUCGUUCGUGAUGGUGGUAGGCCCCCUGUGGAUGUCCAACAAGAAGCCCUUCCAAAUAAAGAACACCCUCGUGGCGUACAAUGCCUUUCAGGUGUUCCUGUCCUCGUAUAUGUUUUAUGAGCACCUAAUGUCAGGCUGGUGGGGUGACUACAGCUUAUCGUGUCAGCCAGUGGACUACAGUGAUAGUGACAAAGCGAGACGGAUGCUGCACCUGUGCUGGGUAUACUACUUCUCCAAGCUGUCCGAGUUCGCGGACACGGUUUUCUUCGUGCUGAGGAAGAAGAAGAGCCAGAUCACGUGGCUGCACCUGUACCACCACUCGCUCACGCCCUUCGAGGCCUGGGUGCUCGUCAAGUUCAUUGCUGGUGGUCACGGAACGUUCUCGAACAUCGUCAACAACCUGGUGCACGUCAUCAUGUACGCGUACUACAUGAUGGCCGCCAUGGGCCCGCAGUACCAAAGGUUCCUGUGGUGGAAGAAGCACCUCACCACUCUUCAACUUGCCCAAUUCUUCAUGGUGCUGUUCCACUCAAUAAGUGCUCUGGUAUACGACUGUGGAUAUCCAAAGAUCAUCGCUGCUGGUCUCAUCCUCCACUCGACCAUCUUCAUCGUCCUGUUCAUGAACUUCUACAUCCGAAGCUACCAGCCGAAGCCGAGAGACCCCCCGACCAAGGUCCCCGUGGCUGAUGCUUCCAACAACAACAAUGAUGCCAAAGUUCCAAAUGGCCACGCCAAAAUGAACGGAUACACCAACGGCCACAUCAAAAAUGGUUACACGAAUGGCCAUGUCAUCACAGAUGCCACACAGAAGGAGAAAGUCCAAUAGUCAAAAUUUUAGAUGUAGUCGAUAUGCAGAGUCAUUCUGCAAGGGAUAUUAGUUUACGAUUUAACCUGUGGAUAAUAGUUACCGUCGCUUAUGUUAUUAAACUUGUUAUGUUGUCCUUUCUUGUAAAUUUUUCACUUUGAUUUUCGCUGUACGAAGCAAACUUUUGGUCCAGUUGAAUGGUGAUGUAGUUGGUUACCGCUCCUUAUUGUGAGGAGUAUUUCUUCCAGUGAUGUUUGUUAUGUAUAUUUUAUAUUUAGGAAUGUUGUAAUGUAAGCGACGCUAAAUGUAGAUAUUAUAUUGUUAAGUAGGUAUGUCUGUCUUCCACUGCGAGCUAAGCUCAGGUUUAGUAAUUAGAUUGAACUGUAACAAAUAGUUGUGUAAAUAUGUACCUGGAUUUAUAUAUAGGUAUUGUAAUAACUAUUUAAUUGUUGUUUUGUUUAUUUUACUGUCUCCGAUUAAAUUGUCCUUUUUCGGUUUACUCGUAAACUACCUCAUUUCUACCGUCCAGUUUUUCUCCUAUUAUUAUUUAAGUUUAGUUCGUUCGUCCGUCCGCAUUAAGCUUUAUUUAGAUGUAAAUGUAGUGUUAAUUUAUUUAUCUUUUUGUUCAGAUUUUGUUUUACUUUCUUGAUCAUCUAUUUGAUUGUAAAUAAUCAAGAAUGUUAUUAUUUUACUUACCAGUAAAUGGACCAAAAAUACCAAAUUUUGUAUAUUUUCUAAAAUUUACAGUUAUGUAUGCUGUUUUUUUUGC